UAUAGUUCAUAGAUCGUUAUUUUUGAAAACAAAUAUUUCAGUAAAAAGUGAUAUUUUUAUUGUUUUUGAGCGUAAACUAUAAAGCAGUAGUUACGUUACGGACGACUCAAAGACGCGCUUCUCGAUGUGGAAGCCAAAUGCCAUAUAUAACACUUAAAGUAAGAUUAUUUAAAUGUUAGUUGUUUGUUUGAGUCUUUGACUAUAGUUKAUUGUAUAUCACUGUCRAAAGUAUUGCGGRUUUCGAUCAAAGAAAAAWCACGUUUCUCAAAAGCAUGUUUGUGGGAGGGUCCCGUCUUCGYGUGAGUCAGAAUKUUUUGUGUGUGGUGGUUAUAAACUGUGCUACACCGAKUUAGAUUUUCAUCUACAAGUUACUGAAGCCAGUGUUACUUUAGGACUUGUAUCGUUUAUYGCUKUUACUGUUACUACUSGACGUUUCUACUAUAGUUCUUUUGCUUGACAAAUGAAUAGAUCAAGUUACGGUUUUGACACCAUUUUGUCUGGGUAGGCACAKUCUCGCAAAAUAACAAGGACACACUGUGAAAUCGAUGGUUAAAUUCCAGUUCUUAAAGAAUCAUUAAUUUCGAACGUUAGAUACUAUGAAAAGGAGUUAACUGGCGAGUUUUGAAGGACUUAGUUGAUCUAGUGAGGAAGCAGAUAGGUGCGAUAUUGUGGAUUAUAGCUCUGAUGAUGAGAAUUCUUCGUUUUCACGUGACGUCACACUAAUUAUGCACGCCGGAAGUAAAAAGUUCUGGUGGAUAAACAAACGAUCAACUGGUGAUCGUACAAAGCGCUAGGUCACGGGUCACUUAUAUUCUUUGUCAUAAAAGUGGUUUUAAAUGGGUUAUCUUUGUGCAGUUAAAGACUGUGGACACAAUAGCAUCAAGCACCAAGGCGAGUAUCGGUUUUUCAGAUUUCCAGGCAUAAAAACGAAGCAAGGAGAAGCAAUCCGCCAGCUUUGCAUAGAGCGAAGACGAGUGUGGCUUGCUCGGAUUUUCAGGAGCGACCUCAACGAAAAAUCCAUCGAAAACACUCGUGUUUGUAGCGAUCAUUUUGUAAAAG
Messenger RNA from Exaiptasia diaphana, 1059 nucleotides. RefSeq lists its product as uncharacterized. Lineage: Eukaryota; Metazoa; Cnidaria; Anthozoa; Actiniaria; Aiptasiidae. The record is from RefSeq and is a predicted model, not a curated record.